Molecule: messenger RNA, 393 nt
Organism: Helianthus annuus (common sunflower)
Lineage: Eukaryota; Viridiplantae; Streptophyta; Magnoliopsida; Asterales; Asteraceae
Exons: 1
Coding region: 1-393 (130 amino acids)
Source: RefSeq, a predicted model, not a curated record
AUGACCGAAGCCGCUAGGAAGCGUUUCUUUCAAAUCCAUGAGCUUGAAGAGCUUAGGGAUGCGACUUAUGCUCGAUCGUUGGGAAUUAAGGAGAAGACGAAAGCUUCACAUCAUAGGAAGCUAAGGAAGGUUAAGGAAUUUAGCAAAGGUAAUAAAGUACUUCUCUACAAUUCAAGAUUGAAGUUGUUUGCGGGGAAGUUGAAGUCGAAGUGGUUUGGACCUUAUAUGGUUCAUUACGUGUUUCCGUACAGAGUGGUGGAGAUUAUGGAUGAAUCGGAUGGCCGAAGUUGGAAGGUGAAUGCCCAUCGUUUAAAACACUACAUUGGAGGAGCAAUAGACAAGAACGAGAUGGAGGAAACUCCUCUCGAAAUUCCAUCAAAAGCCGCCAUUUAG